GCAAGGGGCUGUCCAAGCCGAGUGGGCGGGGCGCCCCCAGCUACUUUAGCCUCCCUGGCUGCAGGGGCUCCGGCUGCCUGCCCGCCAGGUCCUGGGGCGGUGAGCGGGGACCAUGGAGCGCGGAGGCAGCGAGGAGGCUCCUCCAGGCGCUGCCCCGCCUCAGGAUGAAGAGCAGCCCGCGGCUUCUCCAGAGCCGCCGCCGCCCUGGCCGCCGCCGAAGCCGCCGCCGCAGCCGCCAAGCCCUCCCGCGGCUGCUCCGCUGCUUCCCGCGCCUUCGCCCGCAGCGGCCGCCGCUCAGCGGCGUCCGGAGCGCGCUCUUCAACUCCGCGCCGAGGUGCACUCCGAAGCGGUGGCCUCUGAACCAGACGCGGAGAGCAGCAGCUCAGAAGCGGCCAAAACACCGGCCCCCAAACCUGUCCCAGAGAAGGCUCCAGCGCCCGCUCCGGAAGCAGCUCCAGAACCGCUCCCGGAAUUGCCGGUGGGACCCGUCCCACAACCAGUAGCAGACCCGGCCCCCGAGCCGACCAAAGAACUAGUGACAGAAACGGCCCCUGAGCCGACCCCAGAACGAGUGACAGAAACGGCCCCUGAGCCGACCCCAGAAUUUGUGACAGAAACGGCCCCUGAGCCGACCCCAGAAUUUGUGACAGAAACGGCUCCUGAGCCGACCCCAGAACUAGUGACAGAUAGGGCUCCAGAGCCGACCCCAGAGUUCCUUCCGCAGCCGAGUCCUGCCUUGUGCUUAUUGCAGCGCCCGGGGGUCGCUGCGGAGGGAGGACCUCGGACCUCGGCGUCGCCCCGCACGCCCAGGCUGCUGUCCAGUCUAAAGAAAAUAUUGAAGGAAGGACCUUUGCUGAAGAACUGUAACUCCUUCCAGAGAUGGAAACUAAGAUAUUUUCAAGUUCGAGGACAAAGACUCUGCUUUGCACAUCAUCCUGCAUUUGCACGCUUUGACACAAUCGAUCUGUCUCAGGCUGCUUUGGCAGAAAGCAGCUGCAGAAACCUUUGCCACAGUUUUUGCGUGAUUACACCAGAACGAAAAGUUACUUUGGCUGCACCCAGCCGGAAAGACAUGGAAGAAUGGAUGAAUGUCAUAAAAACUGUCCAACAAGGAGAAAUUCACAAGAUACCAGAUGCAGAGAACAACCCUUUCCUCAUUGGAAUGCAUUACUGGUACUCUGGACAUAGCCCUAGGACCCAACACUGCAACGUCUGCCGAGAAAGCAUUCCUGCCUUAUCCAGAAAUGUUAUCGUCUGCGAAGUCUGCAAAAUGAAGUCUCACAGAUUAUGUGCUUUGAGAGCUAACAAAGAUUGUAAAUGGAAUACUUUGUCCAUUACUGAUGAUCUCCUUCUACCUGCUGAUGAAAUAAAAACUAUGCCUCAUCAGUGGGUAGAAGGAAACAUAUCUGUCAGUUCUCAAUGCGCAGUUUGUCAUGAGAACUGUGGCAGUAGCCAGAGACUUCAAGAUUUCCGCUGUCUGUGGUGUAAUUCCACGGUGCAUAAUGACUGUCGCAGACGGUUUUCCAAGGAAUGCUGGUUCGGGAGUCAUCGCUCAUCAGUCAUCCCUCCUACUGCCCUGAGCGAUCCCAAAGGCAAUGGCCAGUUAGUUGUUUCUUCAGACUUCUGGAGUCUCGACUGGUCAUCUGCCUGUUCAUGUCCCCUUCUCAUCUUCAUCAACUCCAAAAGCGGCGAUCACCAAGGGAUCGUCUUUCUCAGAAAAUUCAAGCAAUACCUUAACCCAUCUCAAGUUUUUGACCUGUCAAAGGGCGGACCUGAAGCAGGGCUGUGCAUGUUCAAGAACUUUGCUCGCUUCCGCAUCGUGGUUUGUGGUGGAGACGGCAGUGUGAGCUGGGUGUUCUCUCUGAUCGAUGCCUUUGGAUUACAUGAAAGGUGUCAGCUGGCAGUCAUCCCACUUGGAACUGGCAAUGAUCUAGCCCGUGUCCUAGGCUGGGGUGCCUUCUGGAACAGAAACAAGUCACCUCUGAACAUCCUCAACAGAGUGGAGCAGGCUCGUGUGAGGAUUCUUGACAGAUGGAGUGUGAUGAUCCGGGAGACUCCCAGACAAACCCCACUGCUAAGAGGAGAAGUUGAAAUGGAUGUACCACGAUUUGAGGCUGCUGCCAUCCAGCACAUAGAAUCAGCAACCAUUGAACUGAAUAAGAUCUUGAAGGCAAAGUACCCCACCGAGAUGAUCAUCGCAACUAGAUUCCUAUGCCUAGCUGUGGAUGAUUUUGUGGCUGACAUUGUAAAGGCCUGGAGUCAGAUAAAGCAGAACAAUACAACGAUAGAGUCUGUGAUUUUGAAAAGCGACAUCAUGUAUGACAAGCUCAGUGUCCUGAUCGAUGUCCUAGCUGAAGAGACAGCAGCUGAAAAGAGUGCAGCAGUGCAUACUGACAGCAGCAAAGUAGAUGGGAAGCCCUUCUUCAUCCCCCCAAUUGACCACACGACCAAGUGCAAACUGGAGCUGACCGUAAAGGCCCAGAAUCUCCAGAAAUCCCUGAAACUGAUCAUAUUCCAAGUUGAACAAGUUCUGGAUGAGCAAAGCCGACAAACAUUAUCGGUUAGGAACUUUAGUUCAACUUUCUUCCUCGAUGAUGACUCAGAAGAUGUUAGCCAGAUGAGCCCAAGACACGGUUCUCGUCGUGACACUGUAUCUUCUUUAUGUUCUCUCCAAAGUGAAGACCUAGAUCACCUCAACUUAGACUACUUACAUUCCAAACCUGAAACUAUACGCUUCAAGGAGAAAUGUGUCAUGAACAACUAUUUUGGAAUUGGACUGGAUGCUAAAAUUUCCUUGGAUUUCAAUACCAGAAGAGAUGAACACCCAGGACAGUACAAUAGCCGCCUUAAGAACAAGAUGUGGUACGGCCUGUUGGGGAGCAAGGAACUUCUGCAGCAGUCCUACAGGAAUCUGGAAGAAAGAGUGUAUCUGGAGUGUGAUGGAGAAGCCAUUCCCUUGCCAAAUCUGCAAGGCAUCGUAGUGCUCAACAUUACCAGCUAUGCUGGAGGUGUCAACUUCUGGGGAAGUAGCAGAGCAACUCUGGAAUAUGAGGCCCCUGCAAUAGAUGAUGGGAAGCUGGAGGUGGUGGCGAUCUUUGGUUCUGUGCAGAUGGCAAUGUCCCGUGUCAUCAAUUUGCAUCAUCAUCGCAUUGCUCAGUGCCGUGAGGUGAUGAUAACUAUCCAUGGUGAAGAAGGCAUCCCAGUGCAGGUGGAUGGGGAGGCCUGGGUCCAAAGGCCAGGCCUUAUCAAGAUCAGAUACAAGAAUGCUGCCCAGGUGUUGACAAGAGACCGGGACUUUGAGAACUCCAUGAAAAUGUGGGAGUGUAAGCAUACUGAAAUCCAGGCUGCUUCCCAACCCCAACUGGACUCCCAGGACUCUCAAGACAGCCUCUCAGAUAAGGAGUAUGCCGAGUUGCAACAUGUGGCUCAGCUUGCAGAAAACCUCAUCAGCAGGCUUACUGAUCUGAGCAAGGUCCACCAGCAUGUGUCUGUCCUCAUGGAUUCUGUGACCACCACUGCUGACAUCCUGAAUGAUGUAUUUUACAGCCAAGAGAGCGAGGCUGGUGCAGCCUUCUGCACUCCCAUUGAGACUCUAAGCAGAAAUGAUGCAGUAGAUGUAACAUUUAGUCUUAAAGGGCUCUAUGAUGACACCAAAGCUUUCCUGGAUGAAAACUUGCUGAGGAAUACAGAGGAUGAGGCCAUGCUGCAGACUUCCCUGGAUGCCAUGAAUAUGGGAUUUGAGAAGCUAUUUGAGUUCGAGUGGAUGAAUUCAAUCUUUGUUCCAGAGGAAAAAUCUGAAGACACUGACAGUAGAAGAGUCAGAUUGAAACUGAAAUUCCCCAGACUGGGGAAAAAAAGACUAGCUGAGGAAGGCAAACACAGAUCAGGCCAAGGACUCCAGAGUUUCAUUGGAAAUUUGUGGCAUCGUAGAAAUCGUGAAGAUGAAGAAAAAGACGAUGAUCCUCCUGAAUCCUCAUGAUUUCAACUGUAGCCCUUGAAGCUGUAAGGACAACACACAACAACUAUGACACUACUACUAACAACAACAACUCUGAAAACCUCAGUGCAGGCUAGACUAAAUUAUUUCAGAACAAAUAUGAGCACCACUAAGAAAGACCCUUCAAUUCUUUAUCCUAGUACAUCUUUCCUGGACUCAAAGCAGGUCUUCUUAGAGGACUAUGUUUUCUCAUUGGCCAAAGAUUCUUGUUCUGAGUUUUAUCAUUCAGUUCUCCUCCCUUUUGUUCAUUUGGAACAACUAGAGUAUUUCACUGGAAUAAGCCCGAGGUCUGCAUUGAGUUCCUGGGAGUUCAUUUCUUCUAGGAGUUUGGGAAUAGUUUUCUGUGGCUGUCAGAGAAACUGUUCAUGCCAGGGAAUAAGUGCAUGAAAGAAAUACUCCCAGGGAAAUGAGGAGAGGAGGGGAAUCAAGACCACCAGCUUUAGCUGGCUGUGUUUCUCCCCCAACCCCUGCCAGUCACAACUUCAGGAAAUCUCCUCUAGCUGGUUUUUAAAAAUGUUUAUUAGGUGCUGGGGGCUUUCCACUUGCCUGUUACAAUGGCCACGUGAGAUCUUUUUCUUGUACAUGGGAUGAUUUCUCUCACUCUCUACAAACCCAUUGUGUUUUUCCACAUGUGCAUGUAUGUCUUUGCACAUGUCCAGGUGGUGCUCUGGUGGCUGGGUGGGCCAAUUCAUUGGAAUUCACCCCUAUGGCAGCCAUACAGGCUCCCUUCCUACUGCCUUGAUCCUAGCCUGCAUGUCUACAUGGAGUGUUUGGCUGCAUUCUCACUGGAUUUUUAACUAAAUGUUUUGCCACUGUGCUGCAGUAUAGAAUAUAUAUAUAUAUAUAUAUAUAUAUAUAUAUAUAUAUAUAUAACUGAAAAUACAACUCAACCUCCAAGUGACCCUAUAAUUUAUUGUGCUAAUCCACAAAUCCCUUCCCUCCCAUAUUCCAACCCCUAUCCCAUACACACACACACACACAUACACACACACACACACACACACACACACACGCCUCUACCAACUGCCCUAGUUCUUGGUGGAGCUUCUAAUCUUUUGGUGCAUCUUAGAAGUGGCUGGACUCUUAUCUACAGCCGAGCUCACUCUGACACCCCUUGAAAUUCUGAGCCAGGUCACAGAAAAGGGAACAAAAAACACCAAUGCCCUAGAGAAGGGGGCUAAGCUGGCAAGCUGCCUUUUUUGCUCUAUUUUUCUUGGACUUUAUAAUUGCAAAUGCCCUAUCCUGUGCUGUGCUCUUCCCCAGUGAAAAGACUGGAUGGAGCAACCUCGUCUUGAGCCCUGUGUCCUAGUCACAUGAGUUAGGGACUGCCUAACAACCAAGUCACAGCCUAGGCCCUUCCCCACAAGCUCCAACUUGGCCUGCAUCUUCUGAACAGGCUGUUGGGUCAGUCUCCAUACCAUCUUCAAAUCUCCAUCUUGACCUUUAAGAACACAAGGAUGGACCCUCAAAGUGACCAGAAAGAACAUGGGUAUAGAACAAAAUUAAAAAUAAAUAAAUAAAGAGGCUAAGAGCUUCUGCUCCUUCCAUGGUUCUUCUUAUGACAAACUGGGCUGAAAUUGCUCCUAAUCCCAAUUUGAAUUUUUAAUUCCUGUUCCUAGUCAGUCAAAUCUAUUCAAACUCCAGUUUCCAGAGAGCUUCUCCCUGUCUGCCUUGUAGCCCACCUCCUCCCCCACCUCUCAUCUCAGAACUUUUGAGUGUCCCUUCCCACUUAGAAAGAAAGCCAGGAAACUGGUGUCUCCCCACUUCUCAAAACAUAGAGUGCUCAAUUACAUGACUCAGUCCAAUGGCUGGUUCAACGAGGUGCACAAUUCAGACUCUAUAAACACUGGUUCUCAACUCUGGAUUUCCACCAGCCUAGACUACUUAAACCAGCCACCUGUGUUCCACCUCUGCAGAGGUGAGGAGAUAAAUAGCAACAAGAUAGUCCCCAACUGUCUGACAGAUGUGCCAAACAAACAGAAAGUCCCAGCUCUACAACUAGAGAAGAAUGUUAAUGGAAAAGGAUGAAGGGAAAUACUUCCAACUGUUUGAAGCAUUUGAAUAUGUUAACUUUCUAUGCAUAUUAGAGUGGAGAGUGUGCUGUGGCUAUGCCUCUGACUUUUUCUGCAUUACUUGCUUCCCAGGAGGUAAUGAUAUUAGAUGACAUCAGCAAGGUAGUGACCCAAUUUGCAACCCAAUUUGGCAUGACUGUGGUUGGCUGCACAGAAUAACACCUGCAUACAGAGAGAGAGAGAGAGAGAGAGAGAGAGAGAGAGAGAGAUGGGAACCAAGUUGCUUUUUUCUCACAAGGGCCUUUUCUAAAAUGAAAACUUGCCAAAUGAGCAAAUUUCAGAAACCACAGAAGAUGUCCUGGAGAAGGUAGCCUUAUCUUGGCAGUGCCUGAGCCAGGCUUUGUCUUCUCAUUAUUUUUUUUUCUCACUCAUGAUAGUGAUAGUGAACUUGUAGUAGGACUCUGUCUCUUGUUCUUACUUUGCAGAAUUACCGGGAAUAUUUGUGCACUGUGAUGCUUCUGUUGCUCUUUUGUACUGUGUGAGGAUCCCUUAUCACCCAGCCUGUCCUCCCAGCAUCAUAUCAAAUGAUAUUGAAGGAAACCCCUAAGAUUUGGGACUGAUGUCAACUCACAGAGCAGAAAUGGGAGGUGAUGAGGUCCAGGAGCAGAUGUGGUUUGCUAAGCCACUUGGUUAUCCCUUUGGUGCUGGUGCUAAGAUAGCAGUUGCUUCCCCAAAAGGAAGACAACUUGUGGAGCACCUGAUUCCGACUGGGAAACAAUGUGAAAAAUGGUGAACUCUCCAGGUAGUUGGCUUAACCUCUGAGAACACAAGUUCCUUUUGGGCUUUCAUUCCUCACCACUUGCCAUCCUACAGUUGCUGGGGGCGGGGGGACAAACACUCAAUACCCAUCUCAUUGAUGUUCAGAGAAUCUAUUAAGAGCCAAAGCGCUGAGGUUUUGUUGCAUCUUUGGUAGCACUUCCUGAGGAAUUGAUUGAGUGAUGGGGUUCCUGGCAAGAACAGUGGGGAGAAAAAUGCCAAUAGAUUCAAACUGCCACAAACAGCUUCUGGUGUCAAUACUCCAGGUCAGUGGCAAUUGGUCCUCUUCCCAGAAAGGCCAUGUGCUGUGUUCAAUAGGGCAGGGGAAGAAUUAGUAAGGGUUUUCAACUUCAUAAAUUAGGUGAAAAGUGAAUCAGAGAAGAUCACUGAAUGUGAAAUCACCUUGCCUUGGGACAUAAGCUGAAGAUGUUUAGUUUCCUAAAAUUAAUGCCAAAGCAGCCAAACCUGGUAGCAUCAUUGCAUCCAUAAGGGACCUUGACUGGCUAUAUGGUUUGUGGAACUGCAUCUAUCUAUUUGUCUGCUUAUCUGUAACCUGCGUUGUUUUCUGUUCUGCUUAUUUUCUCAGAGGCCCCUGCAAAUAAGCAGCAGGGCUGGGGCUGGUUGGGGGAGGAAGCUGGAAAUAGUUAAGGGAUAAGAGCUAAAAGUAGAAUAAAAAGAUCCACAAAGUGUGCCUAUUCCUCCUCCCUGCAAAAAAAAAAAAAAAAAAUUAAAAAAAAUGGAACACCAGCCCUCAAAGUCAAUAAAGUUUUGCUUCUUAAAAU
Molecule: messenger RNA, 7607 nt
Organism: Erinaceus europaeus (western European hedgehog)
Lineage: Eukaryota; Metazoa; Chordata; Mammalia; Eulipotyphla; Erinaceidae
Gene: DGKK
Product: diacylglycerol kinase kappa
Exons: 28
Coding region: 113-3979 (1288 amino acids)
Biological process (GO): intracellular signal transduction; lipid phosphorylation; diacylglycerol metabolic process
Molecular function (GO): ATP-dependent diacylglycerol kinase activity
Source: RefSeq, a predicted model, not a curated record